AUGUGUUUGUGGUGUAACACUUCUGGGAAAAAGUUCUAUUCAAUGGAUGCUGCCCAGGCUUACAUGAGAGAUAAGGGACAUUGUAAAGUAUUCCAUGUAGGCCAUACUCUAAUUUACUUCGAAUUUUUCUACAACUAUUCCAAAAGCCAUCCUGAUUACGUUAAAGGAAUGGAUAAAGAUGAAGAGAUUAACAUUUUUGAAUUAGAUUCUGAGGACUUAACGUUAACUUUAUCAUCCGGAGCAACUAUUGUCCAUCGAACAUUAUUUACCUAUUAUAAGCAGCAUUACGGUAAUAAAGAUACUGUAGUGGCUAAGCGGAAUAAGAUAAGUAAAGUAUUAUCAACAUAUCGUGCUCUUGGUUGGAAGGAAACAGAAAAAGAAAUUGCUGUCAGGAAAGCUAAAGACAUUAGAUAUAUGAGGGCAGUACAGUCCAAGAUGGCAAUGAGGCUAGGUGUGAAAACUAAUAAACUUCAAAAGCAUUUUAGACCUCAGGUCAAUUUCUAA
Messenger RNA from Nezara viridula (southern green stink bug), 504 nucleotides. Lineage: Eukaryota; Metazoa; Arthropoda; Insecta; Hemiptera; Pentatomidae. The record is from the annotation of a GenBank genome assembly.